AACUAUAUUUCUUUGUCAUGCAUUUCAAAUUCUGUCUAUCCUCUUUGAAACCACAAAUUGUCUCAACAAAUUCCCAACUUCUCAAACAUGAAUCUCUUUCCAAGUGGAACAUUGAUAGUGUUGAAAUAGAAAGGCGCAACACACUCAUAGAUAUCAGUAACACUAAUUAUACUUCCGAGAAACUUGAGGUGGUUAGGUAUGGACUUAAGAAUGUUAAUGAAAAUUCAUUGAAAGGUUUGUACAUGGUUGAUGCCAUGCAACGACUAAAUAUUGAUUACCACUUUCAAGAAGAAAUUGAAGCAUUCAUAACAAGAAAAUAUAUGAGUCCUCAUUGCGAUCUUCAUGAAUCCGCACUUCGCUUCAGACUAUUAAGACAACAAUGUCACUUUGUUUCUUCAGAGGUGUUUAACAAGUUCAAAAAUAAAAAGGAAACGUUCAAUACAAAAUUAGGUGAAAAUAUCAAAGGAAUGAUAGAUUUGUUUGAAGCCUCUCAUCUAAGCAUGGAAGGGGAAGAUAUACUUGAUGAAGCUGAAGAAUUUAGUAGGACGAUCCUAAAUGAAAAAUUGGCACAACUUGAUAAUGAUCAUGAAGCUAUGUUUGUAAGGAGAACAUUAGAAUAUCCUUUUCACAAAAGCUUACCUUUGUUCAAUGCUAGAAAUUUCAAAGGUCACUUAUAUGGCACAAAUGCAUGGUUUGGUUCUUUGCAAGAAUUGGCAAAAAUAGAUUUCACUGUGCGGCAACAAUUAUACCAUCAAGAGAUUGCUCAAAUUUCCAAAUGGUGGAAAGAACUUGGUUUAGCCAAUGAGUUACCUUUCAUUAGAAAUCAACCUCUUAAAUGGUACAUUUGGUCAUUGGCAUGCCUCAUAGAUCCUACCUUAUCCAAAAAAAGAAUUGAGCUCACAAAACUAAUAUCUUUAAUUUAUAUAAUUGAUGAUAUUUUUGAUAUUUGUGGAACUUUGGAUGAGUUAACUCUUUUCACCGAAGUUGUUUCUAGUUGGAAUAUUGACACGGCUAUGGAGAUACUACCAAAUUAUAUGAAAACAUGCUUCAAGGUUCUUUAUGAUCAAACAAAUGAAAUAAGCUUCAACAUCUAUCAAAAGCAUGCAUGGAACCCCAAAGAUUCAAUUCGAAACGCAUGGGAGAGUUUGUGCAAAGCCUUCCUAGUUGAAGCAAAGUGGUUUGCUUCAGGGAAGUGGCCAAGUGGUGAAGAAUAUUUAAAGAAUGGGAUAGUAAGUUGUGGAGUGCAUGUAGUGUUGGUUCAUCUUUUCUUUCUUUUAGGUAAAGGAUUAACCAAACAAAAUAUUGAAAAAUUAGACACAAUCCCACCCAUUAUGUCAUCUCUUGCUACAAUUCUCCGACUUUGGGAUGACUUAGGAGAUGCAGAGGACGAGAAUCAACAAGGAAAAGAUGGAUCAUAUGUGAGUUGUCUAAUGAUGGACCAGCCAGAGUAUUAUUGUAAGAGAAAAGCAAGAAACGAGGUUAUGAGUAAAAUAUGCAAUGCAUGGAAAAGCCUCAACAAAGAGUGUCUAUUUGAUAGUCAUUUCAAUAGAGAAUUUAAAAUUGCUUCACUCAAUCUUGCAAGGAUGGUACCACUGAUGUAUAGUUAUGAUGAUAAACACUCCCUUCCACUGUUAGAGGAUCAAAUACAUUCUUUACUUUAUGAUCAAGUUUAAUCUAUUAUUAAUAUAUAAAAGUAAUAGUACUUGGAAAUUCCAGUAAAAGCCUUCUGAUAAAUAAAUUGAAACUUUUCUUAUUCCACGGGUAUAAAAGUUUUUGUCAAAAUAUUACAAUAAUAUUGAUUUGGUAUUUAUUGCUGCUGAUGUGGCAGACUCUAAUUUUUUGUUGAUUAUUUAUUUUUCGUAAUUCAUUAUUUUUUGGCUUCAAAUCUACACGUUAAAUGGUUAAACCCUAAAAUUUAUUUCAUCAUUGAAUGGAUACGUUUUCUAUACGGUAUAUAUCACAACCAACAAUGGCAUAUCAGUAUUCACUUUCUCUUUUACAGGUUUGAAGCUUCUUCUCCAUUUUUGUUUUCUAUUAAUUUGUACGAUUUGGUAUUUGCCAAGUGAAAUCUUUUUUCCUCUUGCAGCUAUUUAAUCAUUCCCAUGACUCGCCCUAUCGAUUCUGUGAAACACAUCAAUAAGUUGAAGGAUUUGUGGAAGUUCUUAUAUCAUGCAGAAUUUCAAAGUUUCGAAAAACGACUUCUUACGUUUUAUGUGGAUCAACUUCUGUUAAGAAAUCAGACCUUCCUGACAUUCCUGCUUAUUACCUUAACCUUCUUGGAUUAGAUGACAUAGUUGAAGGAAGAUUUCAUUCUAAUGUUUUGGUUGGCUCCACCAUUCUUGAUGAUGAGGUGGGAAGAGCUUUUGUUGCGGCAAUCUGUAAGGAAGCCUUCUAUAAGGAAGCCUUCUAUGUGAGAGGUGCACACCUUGAAUGGAUAUUAAUAAUUACCCUUUAGUUUUUUAAUAAAGUUUAUCUUCCAACUUGUCUUUUCAAAUAUAUGGUCUUUAAUAUCUCUUUCUUUUAAUGAGUAGUUGGUAUUGGAAGUUACAAUAAUUAUUUCCCAAUAAUCCUUCAUUAUAUACCUAAUAUAUUUAAUUACUUGAAUAUUAUCAUCAUUACGUUUUUUUUUCACUUUAACUUAACAUUAUACCAAAUAUAUUUAUACCAUAAUUAUUAAUUACAUAAUAUUAACGAUUAAACUUCUCAAACCAACCGUCAAACUAUCUCUUCAAAAUUCCAACAAAUUAGAACAUAAAAU
Messenger RNA from Vicia villosa (hairy vetch), 2758 nucleotides. RefSeq names its product (3S,6E)-nerolidol synthase 1-like. Bases 18 to 1673 code for a protein of 551 amino acids. NCBI's taxonomy places the organism in Eukaryota, Viridiplantae, Streptophyta, Magnoliopsida, Fabales, Fabaceae. The record is from RefSeq and is a predicted model, not a curated record. The transcript is spliced from 7 exons. Gene Ontology annotation, molecular function: terpene synthase activity; magnesium ion binding.